Molecule: messenger RNA, 1116 nt
Organism: Paramecium tetraurelia
Lineage: Eukaryota; Ciliophora; Oligohymenophorea; Peniculida; Parameciidae
Exons: 5
Biological process (GO): mitotic DNA damage checkpoint signaling; protein phosphorylation
Cellular component (GO): cytoplasm; nucleus
Molecular function (GO): ATP binding; protein serine/threonine kinase activity
Source: RefSeq, a predicted model, not a curated record
AUGAUUAUAGACUUUGUGUAAAAGGAAUAUAAUUAAUCUCCAGGAAAUAAUGCCUAAAAAUUAUAAAAGCAUAGCAGCUUCACACUCAAACCUAACAGAUUGCCAUCUCUUAAAAUGCAUAAAGAUUAUGGACUUACUGAGGAGGAGAAGGGAACCUACGGAGAUAGGUAAUUAAUAGGAUUUGACAAGCUCGAACUCUUGGGAAGGGGAGGAUUUGCAUUAGUAUGGUUGGCAUCAACAGGCAAUCAGAAAGUAGCAUUGAAACAAAUUGCCAAACCACAAUAAAGCAAAGAGGCAAAAUUCAGUUACAUAAAAUCAGAUAACAUUGUUUAGAUAAUGGGGGUGGAACAUUCAAACAAAGAUACUUGGAUUAUUUAGGAGUUAGGAGGGAAACCAUUGAGCAAAGUUCUCUAUACGAUGAAAGGGGAGUUCUAUAAAGGAGAAAGAGUUUAUGCAAUAAGCGAGACUGUUGAAUUGUUGGAUAUGUAUGAGCAUCCAUACAAACUGAUUGAACUUAUGUAUGGAAUUCUAAAUGGAAUCUCCUGUAUUAAUGAAAAGCAUGUCACUCAUUUCGAUUUAAAACCAGACAAUAUAUUAGUUGAAAACAAUAUACCAAAAAUAAUAGAUUUUGGAUCUGCAUUUUCAAAUUAAGACUAUGAUCAAUUUGGGAUGAUUACUCCAGAAUACAUGGCUCCUGAGGCCCUUGACAUCAUGCAUAAUUGGACUAAAUAUUCUAAUCAAUACAAUACUUAAAUAGAAGCCCUUACAAAAAUGCAUGGGACUCCAAAAAUAGAUGUUUGGAGUUAUGGGGCAAUAAUACUUGAUAUUUUGCAUGGUGUUCCUAAUUGGCUCUCCUAUAAAGGCAAAAUUAUGAGAUAAGGAAAACCCUAAAUCAAAUAUGGCUUAUUUGCAGUCAAAGGAAGAGAUUUAAGCAAAAUCAUCUAAAAGUAAUAGUAAUUGUAAUUGAAUUCAAUCAUCAGGCAGAAUUGUAACUACUUAAGUCUGUUAAAAUAAAAUUAACUCUUUGAUUUACUAAAGCAAUGUCUAGCCUAUGAUCCAUCUCAAAGACCAGAAGCCAAAGAAUUACUAAAACACGAUUUUUUUAAUUAAAACUGA